UGUAUAAACAAUUUUACUUGCUUGAUGUGAUAUCAUAAAAAUUGAAUAUAAAAUAAGCUUAAAUCGAAAUGUUACGUAAUUUCAGAAGGUGCUUAUUUCUUAGCCCACAAUCUCAAUUUGUUUUAUCCAAACAAACCUUUCUAACCAAUGAGUAUAAAUGCACAGAGGCUUGGAAUACGCAAACGGCUUCUCCGUUAUUGACGAAAGUAAAUCUUCACGAUUUUUACAAUAUAUUAGACCAAAAUUACUCUUCUAAAGGCGUAAUAAGUGCAAUCGAUGUAGACAUUUUCGCAAAUGCGGUAAAAGAUCCUGCUUACCUCGAUGAACUUAAAGAUCUCUUGCAUAAGCUACGUCUUUCGGCCGAAACUGGAAAUACUUUGGAAUCAACAAAUCACGCUACUAUACGAAAUUUUAUUGAAUUUGGAAAUUUACAAGAUUUAGUACAAAUUCUAAAAGAUCCCUUAAGUUUUGGAUUAUUUUUAGACUUUUACUCAGCCAACAUAUUGUUAGAUAAACUAAUAACUACACAGAAUUAUGAACUCGGUGCGAAUGUUGCUUCCCUUAUUAUGUUACAAGAAGAUUUCUCCAAUGAAAUAACAAAUACUCUAUGUCAAUAUGUAUGCUUCAAACAUUUGACAGAUUAUAAGGUAACACCUAUUGAACCGCCACCCCAAGAAGAAAAAAAUAAGAAAAAAGAAGAAAUAAAAAUAAGAGUAAAAUUUUUAAGAAAUCCUUAUUUUGAUGAUCAUUUUGAUAUAACAGAUUUACAGAUUUUGUCUGGAAAAACUUUAGCUUGGAUAUCAAAAACAGUGAAUGAUAAUGUUAGCUGUAAUUUACAACUAAUUGGUUGGUUAUUCUAUAAAAAAUAUGAAAAAUUAUUAUCUUUGUGUGAAGAAUUUGCUUCUAUGAAAACAUUUAAAUUAUAUACAGAAGUAAUAGACUUUAUUAAAAGAGAAUCUGAGAAUGUGGAAGAUGAUGUUAAAGAACUUUUACUGAAAUCUAUUAAAAUACUGGAUAAAGCUUCUUUUGCAGAUAUCAAAUUAGAAGAGUCUAUUAAAAUUGCUAUAGAAAAUGCUAUUAAUAAAAAACAAAACAAAGAUAUAAUGGAACAAAAAGAGUUAUUCAAAAACUGGGAGUCAAUAAGGGAGAUUAAACUUGAAGAACAAUCUAAACGUUUAGAUAGAACAAAACGAAUGAAACUCGUAGAAGAGAAGCAGAAACAAUUGCAGGUAGAAGAACAGAAAUUAUGGUUCUUUGAAAAUGAAGAGAAUAUUGAUUUACAAAUUGAGGAAAAAGAACAACUGGAAGAUACUGUUACUAAAUCCAAAAAAGUAGCUCAACAGAUCACUGACGAAAACUAUAUACCACCUGUAAUUUUGCCUAAGCGAAAAUAAAAUUAAGCUAUAGAAGACGUAAA
Vanessa tameamea is the source of this 1417-nucleotide messenger RNA. RefSeq lists its product as uncharacterized. The transcript is spliced from 2 exons. The record is from RefSeq and is a predicted model, not a curated record. Bases 69 to 1394 code for a protein of 441 amino acids. Gene Ontology annotation, cellular component: mitochondrion. NCBI's taxonomy places the organism in Eukaryota, Metazoa, Arthropoda, Insecta, Lepidoptera, Nymphalidae.